AUGAGUGCCAUCAGCAAUUCAGACUACACCGAUUUAGGUUUGCAGCUGAAGAAAACACCUUUCAUUGAAGGAAAGGAUGGUCACUUAUACGAGGCAAGCAAGUUCUACAGUCCUCACGAGCCUGUUUUCAAAGUUAUGUGUUCACCAGAUGCUUUCCCACCUGCGCCAUACUCUAAUCGUGACUGGAAAAACUUCAUGGAAAGUGUUGGUAUGAUAUCUCUCAUAACAGUUGACAUGUUCAUUGAUUUUGCCAAGAAGCUGGCAAAAGAAGGAAGAAAUAAAAUAACACAACACGUAGAGAAUGCCUCCAUGACACUGUUAAUGUGUUUAUUCGACAAAAUGGAUUUAGGAUCAGGAGACUUAUUGUCCAUAGUGAAGGACAUACCGUUCGUAAUGCCGUCAACAUGGAGACGAGAUGAAGCCAGCAAAGCCCUCACCAACAUAACACCUGCCUUCUGUCCUGAGCGCCUGGUCUCCUUCAGUGAAAGUUGCCGGGAAUCACAUCUCUACCUCGUCUGGAGCAGCAGCGCCAUUUUAAAUCCAAAAGCUGACCCUUAUAAAUUACUUGAUAUUACAGACCAGGAACUGAUAGGAUCCCAGCUCGGCAUUCAAAAAGGUGCCCCGGCUUCUAAGGUUGUCCAGCACCUAAAGAACAUCUGUGACGUCUUGACUGGUCAGGAAUCACAACAAGCAAUCCAGACAUUAAGGACAGACACCAACCUUAUAAGAAAGGUAAUGAAGAAGUUGUAUAAAUACCUUUCAUGUGUUACAGAAGAAAUAUACAUUGAAGUCCUGAAAUCAUUGCCAAUCGUCUACCACAUCGAGUCAAACCGAAUGCUACACACAGAGAAUGUGGUUAUUGAAAUCACCAAAGACAACGAAAUCGACGGCUUCCUGAUGAAGGCUCCACACAAGUUCGGAGACUUCUUUAAUCUCUUCAAAAGACUUGGUGUUGCUGAACACGUGACAGCUGAUCACUAUGCCAGAGUCUUGCAAGGACUGAAAACAUGUGCAGGAGAGAAGCAGUUACACGUCGAAGAAAUGAAGAAAGUGGCGCAAGCUGUGAAAGGACUUUUCUCAUGCUUGAACUUAAAUUCACAGAAUGAAAGCAGCCUUCUAGCUGAAGACCUGUAUCUACCUUCUGAAGAAGGAGUACUCAGAAAAUCAUCAGAACUGAUUUUUGUCGAUGACUUCAUCUUGCAUUCUCGUCUGAAAGCACUACCACCCAAUAAAUCUUUUUUCAUUGGUUUUCAAAAGCUGGAGAUCUACAAUUUUUCGAGAAUGAAUAUUAAACAGCUUCCGGAUAAAUACGGUAUGUCACUGCUAACAUCAGUUGUAAAAGAAACAGUACCGGACUGCUUGAGAAGUCAAGCUGUCGAUUCGAAAAUGUCCAGAGACCUGGCUGCCAAUAUGACUCACCCUACAGUCAUUGAAGCUGUGGCCCGUGUCAUGUACCACUCGUCUCAAGAACGAAAUAUUCCUUUUCCCGAGAACCCCAUCGAGACAAUAGCUGAGAAGCUCUCACACAUUUCCGUCAGGGAAAUAUCAGGACUAGAGACAGUUCUUAUGGUAAAUGAUCAGGUCGUUCCAAAAAGUAAGCAGAAGACCUCAGAGUUUGUUUGUAAAAAUGAGGAUGAUCAGAAGAAAUGCCUAGUUUAUAUUGACACAAAUAUUCUCAGAUUAAGAGGUGAGACUGACAUGAAAGUUUUUAAUUCCGCCAUAGUGGCUGCCAUGGUAUUUGUGCUUGAAUUUGAAUCUGUAUGGCUUAAGCUCAUAGUUGACGAUGUAAGACUUGCUCAACAAUCAAUGGAUAAAAACAGAGUUUUGCCACUGGAUUUAAGCAUGAGAGAUAAUCGUUCUGUCAUUCCACCGGCAGGCGACUUUGUACCGGUUUCUCAUCAUUGCUACCUGGACAACAGUUUUUAUUAUUUCAGAGAAGGAGAGCAUGUUGGUUUUGAGGUGUAUGACCCUUGCGAGGACGAAGAGGAUCUUGAGGACACAGCUCCUGUCUAUAUCUAUGGGAUAAUUGUGCAGGAAAUUGGGGGAGACGGACAGGUCGACACCAACUUGCUAUCCAAAAAAUAUCUGGUAGACCUGGGCCCAGAAAGAGGCCAGAUUGAGAUAACUGCCACCCGAUUAUAUAAAUUUAUCCGCAGAAGCUGCGAAAGCAUGUCCUUCGAUCUUGUUCAGUACAGUGGGGUAAGAAAUGAGACCCCGGAAUGUGUUGAGGAACAGUCCGUGCAUCAAGACCUUAAGACAGUGCUGAGGGAAAUACGCCGUUUGCUGAUAGAGGCAUCUCUACUGCCAGAAUCUGAACGCAGGAGGGUGCACAAACGAUUAAUCUUAAAAUGGCACCCGGAUAAAAAUCCUGGCAAUGAAACAUUUUGUACGGAGGUAAUGAAGGCUCUUAAUCGCUACCUGGACCUCAUAAGACAGGGCAAAGUCCUGCCUGCUGACGAGGAUGAUGACUACGACAACAAAGAAAAAACUUUUCACAGCCGAUCCUCUCCGCCAACGUUCUCGUCACCUUUCUUUGACUACAUGUACAGAAGAGGAACAAGACAUAGGAGAGACUUUGAUUGUCACAAAGAAGAGUUUAAUACACGCUUUAGUAGCGGACAGUACAAGAAAAGAUCACACAGUCAGUCAUUUUCUGAGUCCGCAUACCAAGGAGGACCU
Pomacea canaliculata is the source of this 2679-nucleotide messenger RNA. Its product is annotated as sacsin-like. The record is from RefSeq and is a predicted model, not a curated record. The annotation marks the transcript as partial. Gene Ontology annotation, molecular function: Hsp70 protein binding. The transcript has 2 exons. Lineage: Eukaryota; Metazoa; Mollusca; Gastropoda; Architaenioglossa; Ampullariidae.